Messenger RNA from Lachancea dasiensis, 1686 nucleotides. The record is from the annotation of a GenBank genome assembly. Lineage: Eukaryota; Fungi; Ascomycota; Saccharomycetes; Saccharomycetales; Saccharomycetaceae.
AUGCUCAGAACUAUUGAUUUGAACAUAGUUAGUAAUGAGAAUGAUCUUCAGCCAGUAAUUAUGGACUGUAUACGAAAUCGCAGCCUUAUUUUACUAAAGAACUACGCUAACAUGGAAAGCGUACUCGCAUUGCAAACAAUACUAAGCAAAGAAGGCAUAGAUACAGAUCAAGGUUUUAAUGGUAACUACACAGGAUGCGAACUCUUAUCGAAUGGCUCAAGUGUAGAACAAUAUGUGGGCACACCAGAUGGCAUGGAUUUUCAGAAAACUGCAAUGGGCCAGCUUGCAUCACGUCUAAUGCGAAUCGCGACGUUUUUUGCAAGUGCAUGCGUCUCUGCAGUUGACGCUAGCACCUCACUCAGUUCAAUGGAUGGUCGGAAUAGAUUCAUCAAGGUUACUAGAUAUCAUAAGCCUAUUUCCAAAUCGGUCCUGGACUUAGAGUUCGAUUACGAGGAUGAAUAUGCCAUUCACCAGUCACCUGGAAUUAUAUCAGUUUUUCCGACCGCCCAGGGAAUUAAGUACAGGCAAGGCAACAGGUGGGAGACUUUGGAGGAGCCAAAUUGCAUUCUGAUACAGACUGGAGAUGUGCUAUCUCGAUUUUCGCAGGGACUCCACACAGCAGAUCCAAUCAAAUUUUCCACUACUAAUACUACCCAUUUGACAAUUUUCCCAUCACUUGAGACUGAAAUAGCUUCGACAAUGGUCUCAAGUUUACUUCUGAGCAACCAACUCAAAGAGUUCCCGGAGAUCGCGCAACGACUUCACCCCAUACAAUUUGCUCAAGAGGAAUUGAAAAAGAGAGUUGAUUUUUGUAAAAACAUCUUCUAUGUCAGCGAAUCGGUGCUUUCUUUAUACUCAAUUUCCAAUUCUUUGUUGACUUCGGCGCCAGAGCUGCGCACAAUUCUGCCGCAAAUAUCCAACAUGUUGAAACGAAAAGUUUCUCAAGAAGACUUUCUGAGAAUGAUGACACUUUGGAAAGAGGCCUAUGUGUUGGAACUGAAGAAUAACCUCGAAAUUACUAUACGACCUCCACCGGGUGGAUUGCUCAACACUCUAUCAAACAAAUCUAGGAAACUGGAGUACACUCAAAAAGCGGAGAAGUGGUUAUUGGAAAUAUCUGCGAGCUCUGAAGUCCCCCAAAAUGUUCCUAUGCUUGCUAUAAAAAAAAGAAGAGGAAGCGAUGGCUCUUAUGAAGCGCAGGUCUCUAGCACUGGCGAGAUGCAGAAGUUGACAAGGCCAAUGGCUCAAUUAAAAAAGAAAAGAAGUAAGGGCUAUAUAGCCAACACGAAGGACAAGUUUAUGUUCAAGGAAGAUAAAGCGGAUUCGGGAAAUAUUUCGUUAUUGGAAAGAAUCCGCGCGAAAGAACACAGAGCUGCUGCUCUGUUGUCACAGAGAGAACGUCAACGUGAACAAUAUUUUAAUGUCAAGACAUUUCAGGUCUUUGAUAUCUUAUUUUCAUUGCCGCAGGAUAAACCAUAUACAGUCACUCAUUUGACAUCUCUUAUUGUUGACAGUCUUGCUGACAGUAAUAAUCCAAUUGGUGAAAACGAGACAUCAGAGGUUCUGAUGCGGCUGCAACUCUUGCUCCAAGAUAGAAUCAAUAUGAUUGAAGCAGACGGCUCGCUGAGGGUAUUCCGUUGGGUUGGUCUUGAUAGGUCUGUACUUGCAGAAAGAAUGUCCCUUUGA